This is a messenger RNA of Drosophila bipectinata, 594 nucleotides long. RefSeq names its product elongin C (gene EloC). Gene Ontology annotation, biological process: ubiquitin-dependent protein catabolic process. Gene Ontology annotation, cellular component: elongin complex. The record is from RefSeq and is a predicted model, not a curated record. Gene Ontology annotation, molecular function: protein-macromolecule adaptor activity. NCBI's taxonomy places the organism in Eukaryota, Metazoa, Arthropoda, Insecta, Diptera, Drosophilidae.
ACUAUCGAUAAAUUUGUCGUCGGUUUCACACCCCUAGUUUUGUCGUUCGUGUGUGAGUGUCACUGACUUUUGACAAAUGAUAGCAAUGGAUGAGCAACGCGGCGACAAAAUCUAUGGCGGGGUCGAGGGGCCGGACGCCAUGUACGUGAAGCUGAUUUCCUCGGACGGCCAUGAAUUUGUUGUAAAACGCGAGCACGCUCUUACCUCCGGCACAAUCCGGGCGAUGUUGUCCGGACCGGGCCAAUUUGCCGAGAAUGAGGCCAACGAAGUGCAUUUCCGUGAGAUACCAUCCCACGUUCUACAGAAGGUCUGCAUGUACUUCACAUAUAAAGUUCGCUACACCAAUAGUUCUACCGAAAUUCCCGAAUUCCCGAUCGCACCCGAGAUCGCAUUAGAACUCUUGAUGGCAGCCAAUUUCCUAGACUGCUAAAUUAUAAUUGAAUAAUUUGAAUUUACAUUAUGAUUAAUUGAACGGAAGGCCAGUGUGCCUGUGUUAAUUUCUAAUGAAACGAAGAAUGUCCUUGUAUGCGAAACGAAAAAAAAUUAAAAAUAAAAAUAAAUUUCUGUUGAUUUCCAAAAACCUCAAAAAACAAA